This is a messenger RNA of Anastrepha ludens (Mexican fruit fly), 2935 nucleotides long. It is a transcript of the gene Ubqn, whose product is annotated as ubiquilin-1. Gene Ontology annotation, biological process: ubiquitin-dependent protein catabolic process. Gene Ontology annotation, molecular function: polyubiquitin modification-dependent protein binding. The transcript is spliced from 4 exons. NCBI's taxonomy places the organism in Eukaryota, Metazoa, Arthropoda, Insecta, Diptera, Tephritidae. The record is from RefSeq and is a predicted model, not a curated record. Bases 201 to 1805 code for a protein of 534 amino acids. Gene Ontology annotation, cellular component: cytosol.
CGACGCUGUUUCGUUCAUUUUUUUCUCGCGUGUGUGUGUUGUACGAAAGUGACGAAUUAGUUUUUAAUUGACAAAAUUUUUCAAUCUAUGAAAAUUCCUGCAGCAUUUUUGCUAAAUAAAAAACCAGAACUCUGUUGAAACCAUUAUAGAACGAGAAUCGAGGAAAAAACAUUGCAAAACCUUUAUAGAAUAUAAUAAAAAUGGCCGAAGGAGGUAAUAGCAAGCGCAUCGUUGUCAAUGUGAAAACACCGAAGGAGAAAAAAACAAUCGAAGUGGAUGAAGAUUCUGGAAUUAAGGACUUCAAACAACUGGUCGCACAAAAGUUCGACUCUGAACCCGAACAGUUGGUGCUGAUCUUUGCGGGUAAAAUCAUGAAGGAUAGCGACACGUUAAAAACGCACAACAUAAAAGACGGUCUGACAGUACACCUGGUGAUUAAAGCACCGACCCGCGCUUCAGAGCCGGCCAGUCGACCAGCCGCAGAUGUACGUCAAACGCCAUUCGGACUUAACCAACUAGGGGGGUUGGCUGGCAUGGAAGCAUUGGGCGCUGGUACCGGCUCUUUCAUGGAUCUACAAGCACGCAUGCAAAGUGAAUUAUUGAAUAAUGGCGAUAUGUUACGUUCAGUUCUGGAUAACCCGCUGGUGCAGCAAAUGAUGAAUAAUCCGGAAAUCAUGCGCACUCUUUUCACUUCGAAUCCUCAAAUGCAGGACCUUAUGCAGCGCAAUCCGGAAAUUUCGCAUAUGCUUAAUAAUCCAGAGCUACUUCGGCAGACCAUGGAGCUGGCACGCAAUCCUUCCAUGUUGCAGGAGUUGAUGCGUUCACAUGAUCGCGCCAUGUCUAAUUUGGAAUCGGUACCCGGGGGUUAUAAUGCGUUACAGAGAAUCUACCGCGAUAUUCAGGAGCCAAUGUUGAAUGCAGCCAGCGAUUCGUUUACACGUAAUCCCUUCUCCGGGCUCAUGGAUAGUGCUGGCGGCGGAAAUAACCCUCAGCAGGGCACUGAAAAUCGUCAACCGUUGCCAAAUCCAUGGGGCGGUAGCGGCAAUGCUAGUGGUACGGCUAGUGGCAACUCUGCGUCCGGCGCAAAUCCAGACCUGCCACCACGAGGUAUGCUUAAUACGCCGGCUAUGCAGAGUCUUAUGCAGCAAAUGGCUGAAAACCCAUCAUUAAUGCAAAACCUCUUAAAUGCACCUUACACGCGCUCCAUGAUGGACGCCAUGUCACAGGAUCCUGAGAUGGCAUCGCGUCUUCUUAGUACCAGCCCGUUAUUGGCUAACAAUCCGCAACUGCAAGAUCAGGUGCGUCAAAUGAUGCCGCAGUUCCUCAACCAAAUGCAAAAUCCCGAAGUACAGAAUAUGUUGACAAAUCCAGAAGCAUUGAAUGCAAUAAUGCAAAUACAACAGGGCAUGGAGCAAUUGCGUUCGGCUGCACCGGGUCUAGUCGGUUCGCUGGGUAUACCAGCACCGCCACCUGGCAAUACGGAGAGCUCAACCGGCACGACAAACUCGACCACGAAUACCACCAGUGGUGGUGGUAGUGACCCUAAUCGUCCGGCUACUGCACCCGGUGGAGGGCCGAAUGCGCAGCUCUUCAAUGACUUCGUUUCGCGCAUGUUGAAUGGCAUGAGUGUGCAGUCAGAUAACACGCAGCCACCAGAGGUGCGCUAUCAAUCGCAGCUGGAGCAGUUGGCCUCAAUGGGGUUCGCCAAUCGGGAAGCCAACUUGCAAGCGCUAAUCGCCACUUUUGGAGACAUCAAUGCUGCCGUUGAGCGGUUAUUGGCACUAAAUCAAUUAUCUUUAAGUUAACAUCUUUAAACGAAUUGCAAUUGUUUAUUUAAUAAAUACACGAAAUUACCAACAAAAACAUAACUGCUGUUGCUGCUGCUGAUUAGACGACCUAGAGACAACCCGUUCGCUUUCCUCCCCAAAAAAGUUAAAUAUGUGAAAUACAAAUGUCCCAGCAAAUUAACUAAAAUUAAAAAAGAAAUCUAAAUGAAAAAAAAACUUUACAAAAACCAAAUCUUUUUUUGUUUGGGACCGCGGCAACAUUUCGUAAAGUUACAUACCUACAUGUAUACAUACCAAAAGUAAAAGCAAACACUAAAGGAACCGUUGAAGAUAAGGAUUAAAAACAAAUCAAACAUUACCUUACAUAAACAGUGGAAAAGAAGAAAUGAAUAGAAUCAUUAACUAGCAAUUUCACUAUUAUUUGCUAAAGCUGGUUUAUAAUUCAUUUAAUAGUCAAAUUCAUUUAAAAUGUGUUCGAUUUAUUCAUCUUAUUUUCGAAAGUAUUUAAAGCAAAAGAUUAAAAUAAAAAAAUAUCUGAAUUGUCGGUAUUUUUCCUAAUUCCCUUUAGAUGGUAAAUAAAACAUUUUUAGUGAAUUUGACUAUUAAAUAAUCUUUGCAGAAAAUAUUAAAAAGGCAUCAAAUUAUUCCAUGCAUUAAUAUUAAAAUGCUAAAACAAUUUCCAAUUCCUUUACUUUUUUUUUCUUUUUUUUUUAAUAAAUGGUAUUUUAUCCGUAUAGGGGCCCAUUAACAUAAAUAUAAUCUUUAUUUAAGUAAUUCCGUAUAUAAAGAUGGAUAUUAAUUAAGUAGUUUAACAAAUUCGAGUCGGAGUGAAACAUUAAAUUACACAGAAAAUUUGUUUAAGGAAUGAAAGGGUGUGUAAGGUCAGUGAAUAAAACAAAAGGCUGGCAAACGUAAACAUAAAUACUUUUACUACUAUUAUACAAAAAAAUUUUAUGGAGCAAAAAUAUACAUCUGAUUGGUUCUUAUUAUUUAAGAAUGUUGCGUGUAUCUUUUAUUCUUUUAUAAUUAUUAGCUAUGUAUAUCCCCUACUAUUAUUAGCACACAAGAACACAUAGCUGCAUGUAUGCAAUUAUAUGAGUACAUACUUACAUGGAAGUUAUUAAAUACACGAAAGUAUAUGAAUACGA